AUGGAGAAGCUAAAGGGAAAGCUAGAACCAGAAACAAGCCAAAGUCAAGAGGACGAUUCAAAGGUUGAAACUUUAGAAUCUCCUGUUACAAAAGCACAAGGAUUGAAGGAAGAAGGUAACAAGUUUUUCCAGAAGCGAGAUUACGAAGGCGCAAUGCUUAAAUACGAGGAAGCAAUCGAGAUACUUCCUAACGAUCAUGUAGAGGUGUCUCACAUUCGAGCUAACAUGGCUUCUUGUUAUAUGCAAUUGGAUCCAGGCGAGUUUGCGAAUGCAAUCAUUGAAUGUGAUUUAGCACUUGAAAUCACUCCUGAUCAUAGUAAGGCAUUGUUGAAGAGAGCAAGAUGCUAUGAGGCCUUGAAUAAGUUGGAUUUGGCGUUGAAAGAUGUUUGUAUGGUUUCGAAGCUGGAUCCAAAGAAUCCCAUGGCGUCUGAGAUUGUGGAGAAGCUUACGAGGACUUUAGAGAGCAAAGGGUUAAGGGUUAAUGACUCAGUGAUAGAGCUGCCUCCAGAUUACGUUGAACCUGCUGAGGCUUCCUCUGAUUUGUGGACACGGCUUAAGAAGAAGAAAAUUAAGAAUCUGGUGCUAGAGAAGAGCGAUGGUGAUAAUGCAGAGACGGAGAAGAACAAGAAUGAGAAGAAUGAUAAGCAGAGCAAGAAGAAAGUGAAAGGGAAACAUUUGGAGCAGAGAAGUGAUAGGAGAAAGGAACAGGAGAAGCUUCUGAAUAAGAGUGAUGAAGAUGGAAAGAAAGCUGUGAAAUUUGUUUACUCUGAGGAUAUAAGAAAGGCUAAACUGCCUAUAAACUGCACUCUCUUUCAGCUUAGGGAAGUUGUUCAUGAGACUUUCCCUAGCUUAAGGGCUGUUCAUAUAAAGUACAAGGAUCAAGAAGGAGAUUUAGUGACGAUCACAACAGAUGAAGAGCUGAGAAUGAGUGAGGUUUCAGGAAGGUCAGUGGACACUAUGAGGUUUUAUGUGGUGGAAGUUAGUCCUGAGCAGGAUCCGUUUUUUGGAAGAUUGGUCGAGAUGAAAAAGCUUAAGAUAACCACCGAUUCUUUUAAAUCGAAGGUAAAUGCAAAAGGUGCGUGUAAAGUUGAAGACUGGAUGAUUGAAUUUGCUCGGCUUUUCAAGAUCGAGGCCAAAGUUGAUCCUGAUACAUGCUUGAAUCUUCAAGAACUUGGGAUGAAGCUUAAUUCAGAAGCUAUGGAGGAGGUGGUAACAUCUGAUGAAGCUCAAGGGCCUUUCGACAUAGCAGCUCAUCAGUUCCAAGAGGUUGCAGCACGGUCAUUGUUGAAAUGGGGACAUGUGCACAUGUCAAGGGCGAGGAAAAGGUUGAGCCUGCUACGAGGUGUUUCUGGAGAAUCUGGUUCUGAACAAGUCAAGACUGCUUAUGAAUGCGCUCAAAAGGAGCAUGCAAAAGCGAAUGAGAAGUACGAAGAGGCCAUGAGGAUAAAGCCGGAUUUGUUCGAAGUCUUUCUUGCGCUAGGUCUGCAGCAGUUUGAGGAAGCAAGACUUUCAUGGUACUAUGUAGUUUUCAGUCAGCUUGAUUUGAAAACAUGGACAUAUGCACCUGUGAUACAGUUUUAUCAAAGCGCCGGAAGCAAUAUCAAAAAGUCUAUGGAAGAGUUGAAAAAUCUGGAAUCCAAUGUACCGGGUAGCUCAGAAGAUGAAGCAGCGAAGUUUAAGUCUUGGCUUGAUGUUUUACUAUGUGCUGUUCUGUAUGAGCGAUCCAUCAUGGAGUUUAAACUUGACCUCCCAGCUUGGCGAGAGAAUUUAGAAGCUGCAAUGGAGAAAUUUGACUCAGAAGAUGAAGCAGCGAAGUUUAAGUCUUGGCUUGAUGUUUUACUAUGUGCUGUUCUGUAUGAGCGAUCCAUCAUGGAGUUUAAACUUGACCUCCCAGCUUGGCGAGAGAAUUUAGAAGCUGCAAUGGAGAAAUUUGAGUUAGUUGGAACUUGUAUGGAGGAAUUUGCUGCGGUGAUUAGUGAAAAUUAUGUAUCAGACAAUACUUUACGAGAUUUAAGGUUUCACAUGGAAGAGAUAUUAGAGAUAUUCAACGAGAUAAGUGAAGCAAAAGGAUGGAGUAAUGGGAUCCCUUCAGACCAGUUGGAAGAGAUCUUAACGAGGAGGGCUUCAAAUAUAUUUCAUGUGUCAAAUACAGAUAUCCAACGUGGUUGA
This is a messenger RNA of Microthlaspi erraticum, 2169 nucleotides long. The record is from the annotation of a GenBank genome assembly. Lineage: Eukaryota; Viridiplantae; Streptophyta; Magnoliopsida; Brassicales; Brassicaceae.